GCUGUCUGUCAGAUUAUCAUCAUCCUAGCUAAGAAAAACCAACCCUAGAAAUUAAGGAAGGUUAAUUUCUGAAGAUGGAUCAAAAGCGUAAAUCUGCUGCACCAGGUCGGGAGUACAUCGAUUUUGAUCCGGAUACGCAGUUAGUAACGGAAGUAGACUGCGACACGCUGCACGUCGUUUUGCCCGGUUUCACAAAGGAGCAACUGAGGCUUCAACUGACCACGGCGCAAACCCUGAGGAUCAUGGGAGAACGCCCGCUCGCCAAUAACAGAUGGCUCCGUCUGCAACGGGAGUAUCCGAUUUCAACGAACUGUGACACCAGUAGAAUCAGUGCAAAGUUCGACAACGGCAUCCUGUAUGCUAGGCAGCCGAAAUUAGUCCUCUAUCCCGCGGUGAAAGGAGAAAAAAGUGAAACUCAGAAGGCAGUUAUUGAAGCCCCUAAGCCUGACCAGAAGUCCGCAAAUUACCAGCCGCGGCCUCAAAAGCCAGCUAGUGAAGUCCAAAAGGCUAAUGAAAAGCCCGCAGAUGAUCAGCCGAGGCCUCAAAAGCCUGACCAGAAGCCGGUAAAUGAUCACCCGCAGCCUCAACAGACUAAUGAUCAAGAGACGAAAUCAACGGUUGAUCCGUCUAAGCAGAAAGAAGGGAAGAAAAGCGAGUCAGUGGAUGAUGGAAGUGUAGGUAAAGGAGAUUUGGAGAGGGAGAAAGGUGAGGAGGAGGAGGGGAAGAGAAAUAGGGUUGAUGAAGACGGGAAAGGGAAGAUGAGGGAAACAAGCGAGGGACAAGAGAGUCGUGGUCGUGCUGGUGGUAGGGCGCCACCCCUGGUGGCGAUGGGGAGUAGGCCAAUGGGGAAGUUGAUCAUCAACUUGGUUGUGGGUAUUUUGCUGGUCCUUGUGAUUGGGAUUUAUGCUAGAAAUUGGAUGAAGGCUUUGCCAUGGAGUACGGAAAAUGAGUCUUGAUGUCUGGUUUGGACAUAGUGUUGUGGAGUAUUUGGUAUAUCUAUGGCAUGGGUUUGUCAGCUAAUGUGAAGUGAAUAAAAAGGAGUUUCAAUUGCAGCAA
Messenger RNA from Rhododendron vialii, 1056 nucleotides. Its product is annotated as inactive protein RESTRICTED TEV MOVEMENT 2-like. The coding region runs from base 75 to 956 and encodes 293 amino acids. The transcript has 2 exons. The record is from RefSeq and is a predicted model, not a curated record. Lineage: Eukaryota; Viridiplantae; Streptophyta; Magnoliopsida; Ericales; Ericaceae.